This is a messenger RNA of Scaptodrosophila lebanonensis, 1536 nucleotides long. RefSeq names its product facilitated trehalose transporter Tret1-like. Lineage: Eukaryota; Metazoa; Arthropoda; Insecta; Diptera; Drosophilidae. Gene Ontology annotation, cellular component: membrane. The coding region runs from base 40 to 1446 and encodes 468 amino acids. The transcript has 6 exons. The record is from RefSeq and is a predicted model, not a curated record. Gene Ontology annotation, biological process: carbohydrate transport; transmembrane transport. Gene Ontology annotation, molecular function: sugar transmembrane transporter activity.
ACUCAGUAAUACUAUUUGGCCGAGUACUCCAAAAAUAAAAUGAAGCUCAGCUUAAGGACAAUUUUUGAAAGUCAAAAUUGUCUGCUAAGGCGCAGAAAUCGCAUUCAGUUUCUGGCAACAUUUCUGAUCAAUAUUUUAACGUUCAUUCAUGGCCUUGGUGUGGGCUGGAUGUCGCCAGUAAUGCGCGACUUGAAAACUGAGGACUCGCCGCUCAGUUUCAGUGUGGUUGUCGAGGAGAUAUCCUGGAUUGGCUCCGUGUUGGGUAUAGGGAACGUUAUAGGUAAUAUAUUGGUCGGACUGAUGCAGAAUCGCGUAGGACGUAAGCUGGUUCUGCACUCCAUAGCCAUACCCCAUUUGUGUUUCUGGUUGCUAGCGUAUUUGGCAGAGAGUGUGGAAUAUUUGUAUGUUGGUCGUUUAUUGGCUGGCAUUGCAGGUGGUGGCGGCUAUGUGGUGCUACCUAUCUUUAUAAGCGAGAUAGCAGAUACAAACAUUCGAGGAACUUUGGGUUCCAUGGUCAUGUUGUCAGUCACUAUGGGUAUAUUGGCUGGUUAUGUCAUCUCCACAUAUGUGGCCUACCAUACGGCUCCGCUAUGCAUUAUGGUACUGCCCGUAUUAUUUUUCGUGUGCAAUUUCUUCUUUCCGGAUACGCCGCACCAUCUCAUCCGUAAGGGGAAAUCCGCUGCCGCUCUACAUUCCUUCUGUUUCUAUAAGAACCUCGAUGUGAAUGACAGUCGAGCGCUGAGCGAAUUCGACGAGCUGAAGAUGAAGCUAACGAAGGAUCGGGAGAUGGAGAGGAGAGCCUUAAGCUACAAGGACUUUAUAACCAGGCCCGCUUUCAGAGCGUACGGCACAGCAUUUGCCCUGCUGCUGGCAAAUCAAUUUAGUGGACUCUUCACAUUCACCAGCUAUAUGACCGACAUCUUUGCUGCAUCUCACACCACACUGGACGAGAAUAUGUGCACAAUUACAAUUGGCGUAGUGCAACUGAUGGGGAAUUAUACGGCCACUCUGCUUUGUGAUAAGUACGGGCGUAAAAUCCUAUUGUUCGUAUCCUGCCUUGGAUGCGCAGUAAGCUUAGUGGCCUUUGGCUGUUUCACUUACUUUGCGGACAAUCCGGAUUAUGCUGCCCAUUUGACUUCAGUCGAUUGGCUGCCAUUGUUGCUAAUGGCAUUGGACGUAUUCCUGGGUGGUAUUGGACUUGUGGGCUGCCUCUUCGUGGUUCUAGUCGAAGUCUUUCCGGCCAAAAUUCGAUCCCAAGCAUUGUCGUUUUUCGUUGUUUGUCUUAGUGUUUCGGUUUUUGUCACACUCAAGAUCUUCCCUAUUUGCAUGGAACAGUGGGGUAUAUCGGUGACAAUGUGGUCUUGCAGCGGGGUUGCCUUCUGUGGCUUUCUGUACUUUUGCUGUUUUCUAGAAGAGACCAAGGGCAAAUCACUUCUGGACUCUUAGCUAUUUAAAUAGUAUAUGCAUGUUUUACAAUUGUACUUAAUUUAGUUGCAUGAUUUAAAUCAGUUGGCAACUACUCUCAAGUAGACCUUU